GCACUUCACAUGGUUACGUGCACACAGAUAAUUUGUGAAGCUUAACACCUUAGAGAUACGUAGCAUUAAACUGAAGAACAAUAGUCACACAGGGGCGAAUCUCACAGAGCAGGGAAAAACUACAGAAGAAUUUGCGCGCAGUCGCAAUGAAGGAAAAAUAUGAUUUGCUCGUUCGAAGUCAAAAUGAAACCGAUACAUGUUGAGUGUCAUAUGAUUUAGUGAAGAAAUUAUACAUCUUACGAAGUUUACAGUUAGGUUUUAAAAGGGAACGUUCUGUCCGAAAACUUUUUAGCCACACACUUUCCUGGUCAAGACGCCGUCAUCUCCUGCCUUAACACUCAUCCCGGAUUAUGCAUCAAAAUAACUUUAUACACCGAUUCCAUUAAUGUUAUCGUCAACGCAAUGAGGCAAGCGGGUGUGAAGCGACUCGUCACGAUGACGUCAUGGUGUACGGGAACUGAUGUUAAAGAUCCGGGUCCAUUCCUUAUGGAAUAUAUUUUAAAACCGUUCUUUCUGAAGAUACUCUUGGAAAAUAUGACGUGCAUGGAAGAAUACUUGAUGAAGGAAUGCCAUGACAUCACCUACACGAUUGUUAGGCCACCGAGAGUCGUCAAAGAUCGCACGUCAGGAAAGGAGUUGAUUGCCCAGGAACGGUUCCACGUUAAAGAAUCGUGUAGCUCUAUUCCUAACGUCGAUGUGGCCAAAUUUAUGUUGAGUUGUGUCGCUAAGCCCGACUGGGAGUCGAAAGCUGUUGCCAUAGGAGUACCAUGGAGUAUCAUUUGAGUCAAUAUUCUGAUUGCUGUUCGUAUUCGACUGAACAGGUGUAAAUUUUGGGCUUCCACGAGUAAAAUGGUCUCUUCUGAAUGACGUACAGAACAAGAGCAAAGUUGUUGAGGACAAGUCACUCGAGUCCAAGAUAAAAAUUACUUAACAUAAUAAUUUUUAUCUUACAGAUAACAUACAGUGACUUCAUCUGUAUAUACUUUUUUUAUUUAAUCGCAUGUUGUAAUAUUCAUGUUAUAAAAUAUUAUACUAAAAGUAAAAAGAGUUAAAUAGGCCUAUGUAGAACUGUUUGAUCGAAAAUAAACCAAGUAUAAGUAGUUGUAUUUUGCUGUAUUAUCUAUCGAACAGUUCUACACUUUAAUUAUAAGCAAACCAGAUGAGACUAUUCGAAUAGUUAAAAAUAUAUUUCUACUUGUGCAUGGAUGUAUAUAGACAUAUUGUAUAUAUUUAUCAUAUGAGAUACAGAUCAUAAUGAUCUGUUAUUAAUUCAUGAAUUUACAAAAAAGAGUGCGAUAUCAGUUACAAUUGGAUUCUAAACUGCUGUAAUUAACAACUGAGCCCUAGUGGCCCAGUUGGUCUCUGGCGAAAUUAGAACCUGUGACCUCUCGCUAUCAAAGCGAGCGUCACACUGCCAAGACCAUGAAGACAUUAUUGUAUUAACUAGACACACAUCAACGCAAAACUGACAAAAUGUGGCUGUGGUAAAGGCCACAGAGAAGACUCGAGGAAAGUCUCAACUCAAAUUAUAGAUUUGAGGACUGCACCACUGAGUAUCGUGUUUAUUUACUGUAGUUUAACGCUGCAACUACCAGGUAUAUC
Anneissia japonica is the source of this 1602-nucleotide messenger RNA. RefSeq names its product flavin reductase (NADPH)-like. The record is from RefSeq and is a predicted model, not a curated record. Lineage: Eukaryota; Metazoa; Echinodermata; Crinoidea; Comatulida; Comatulidae.